Messenger RNA from Papilio xuthus (Asian swallowtail), 1541 nucleotides. RefSeq names its product protein FAM188B2-like. The record is from RefSeq and is a predicted model, not a curated record. The transcript has 11 exons. Gene Ontology annotation, biological process: protein K48-linked deubiquitination. Bases 69 to 1376 code for a protein of 435 amino acids. Gene Ontology annotation, molecular function: cysteine-type deubiquitinase activity; K48-linked deubiquitinase activity. Lineage: Eukaryota; Metazoa; Arthropoda; Insecta; Lepidoptera; Papilionidae.
AUCAGCUAACAAAAUUCAUUGUGUACAACAAAAUUCCUGAAAGUCGAACAAGCUUGAACUACGAAGCAAUGAAGACACGGAAAAGAGAAAAGAAUAUGACAAGUGAAGAGUUUGAUAAAAGACUGUUACUUUUGUCACCCGAUUUGGAGAAAAUGUACGAAGAGCGAGUGCUGUAUGCAAGAAAUAAAUUUCUCUCGACUUCUAAGCCUGCUGUGACAGGCGGGAAGCCUAUAACUGAGGAGCUUGCUAUCGAGCUUCGUAUGACCACAUUUGGUACAGCGGCGUGCCCGCCGCGUGGAGAAUGGAUACAUUCACCGUUGGUCCUUCGAGCACCCGACCAGCCGCUCGCUUACGGUCUGGCCGCACCGCGUAACGGCACUCGAUCUUUACUCUCCGCUCUACAGGCCCAUCUUAUCAAGUGGCUACUUUUUGAUUCUAGACCAAUGACAAAGGAUAACAAGUCAACGGAGCCUCCUGAAAGCUAUUUGCGUCCGUCAGACGAACGACAGGAGGAAGCACUUUGGCGGGCAUGUAGUGAAGUGAUCUGGCGCUGCGGCGGAGGAUUUAAUUCACAGAAUACACCGGAGACAAAGGUUACAGUCGCUCUGCCUACAGGGAAAACGUACGUGCAGCAUAGUGCAUCGUAUUAUCAGGAUGGUGUUACUGAAAAGCUGCAUUUAUUUGAAUUCAACAAGUUGGAAGAUUUGCAGAUCUUUAUAAAGCGGUACAUGUAUGUGUUUCUUCUGGAGGAAGGAGCUGGUGCGUUAUUAAUUCUUUAUGCUGCUGUAUUAUCCAGAGGAUGUGAGAAUAUCAUGAAGGAUCUUGAUGGUAAAUUAAAUUAUUUGGUAUCAACCCAAGUGGAAGGUUCCAUCAAUGUGACAAUGUUGGUCCUCACUGGUAGAGCUACUCCGUAUCUUCACAAUGGCGUUAUGUACGUUGGUGAUGAGGAUCAUUAUGCUAUGCCGCAGUUUGGAGUACUGUUUAGAAGUCUCGUUGGCCUGCUGGUCUGGUAUGGAAGUGACGACAACAGCUCCGGCCAUCUCACCAAGCAACAUCCUGGCUCCAGAUUGAAGACACCAGCUUUGCCUAUAUGGGUGACCUGCUGCUCUGGACAUUACGGCGUAUUGUUUAAUACGAAUCGAGAAUUACUCAGAAAUUAUCAUGCUGAACGUCGGUUCGACAUACAUUACUACACGUGUGGUGGAUGCCACGUGCUCCUCAACGUGGACACUAGAAGCCACGAAGACGUCGUCGGCGGUCUACGCUCUGAUGACAUCAGCGCAACGCCCUUGGAGAAACUCAUUCAUACCAAAUGGCAAGAUGCGAAGAUAACAUGGACCGGAACUGUGCCACAUAUUGGAGAAAGCCCAAAAUGAAAUGAUGAAAAUUCAUAUUUACUAGUCUUGAAUACAUAGUAAAUUGAACAUAGAACAUAGAACAAUUAAAUAGACAUGCAAGUCAAAAAUAGAAAAUGUAAUAGCACAUUUUAGGUGUGGGAAGUUAGUAGAAACUGUUAUUUGCAUUGAAUAACUAAUCGUGGG